This is a messenger RNA of Guillardia theta CCMP2712, 732 nucleotides long. RefSeq lists its product as hypothetical. Bases 1 to 732 code for a protein of 243 amino acids. The record is from RefSeq and is a predicted model, not a curated record. Lineage: Eukaryota; Cryptophyceae; Pyrenomonadales; Geminigeraceae. The transcript has 9 exons.
AUGCUCCUCCUGCUGCUGCUCCUCGCUCUUCUCCUGCUCCUCGCUCUUCUCUUGCUGCUCCUUUUCCUCGACUUCCACCUCCCCCGCACGUCUCUCAUCAGUUGCCUGCAGGUGUGGGUACUUUUUCUCUUUCACGACAAUGGCAACAAGUCCAUCAAGGCACUCGUUCAUCCUCCUCGCCUCGACGGCACUAGGAAGGGCUUGUUUGCCACCCGCACCCCCCAUCGGCCCAACCCCAUUGGGCUGUCUCUGUGCAAGCUGGAGCGGGUGGAGGGGCGAACGCUUCACCUCAGUGGGGUUGACAUCAUACAGGGAACUCCCAUCCUUGACAUCAAGCCGUAUAUACCCGACUAUGACAACGAGACUGAUGAGGAAGUGAAGAUUCCUGAGUGGAUCAAGAGGCCUCCGGUCGCGAGGCUCAACGUUCAGUUCUCGCAGGAGGCGGAGAACAAGUUUCUUCCAUCUUUCACCUUCUUCAAGACCAAGGAAGAGGUCAAGCAGGCCAUCUCGGACGUGCUCGUGCAUGACCCUCGGAGUGGUGAGGGGAGAGACUCGGAGUCGUUCAUCUUUGCCCUGGAUACGAUCGAUGUAACUUGUCACUUUGACGGAGAUAUCGCAACGGUGGCGGAGGUGGUAGAAGUAUACUCGAAGUUGAAGGAGGAAAUGAAAGAGAAGAUGAAGGAGAAGAUGAAGAAGGGGGAAGAGGAGGGAACGAAGACGAGGGACCAGUGA